AUGAGUAAAUCCGAAUCUCCAUUAGAAAUAGAUCCUCUCCUAGAGGGUCCAUCCAGGUCAAGACCAAUGUUAAUAAGCCCAUCAACCGACUUAGAAACAUCAGUUGAGGCAGUGUAUGAAGCUUUAAUCGACGACGAUAUUGAUAAUAACAACCAUGAUCAUGACGAAGAAUUGAAUGAAGAUGUACUUUGGUUGCGAGAACAAAGAGAUAAAAACAAAACGUUACAUUGGCUUAGGAGACCAAGUGUUUUAAUGAUCGCUUCUAUAAUCUUUUUGUUGGCUUUUGGUUCUUUUAGUGGUGAAUCUACUAGACAGAUUAUUACCUUGAAAUUGGCAUGUAAUUAUCUAGGCAAAGAUAGUUGUAAUCGAGAAGCCGCACAAGUAUUAAUGUCGAAUUUACAAUUAGGAUAUUCCAUUUCGAUUUCGAUGAUUACAUUAGUUGCCCUGGGGAAAGUUGGUCCCUUGUCUGAUCUAUAUGGGAGAAAAGUGUUUAUCGUGAUAAUUGUGGUAUUUUUCUUUAUUGGGAGAGCUGCUAAAUUUGCACUCAUGUAUAAUUAUGAUUCAUUGAAGUUUGUUCCAAUGAUUCUUACUGAAAUUAUUACAAAUUUUGGAGGCGGAACUAUUUGCAUAUUGGCUUUAGCUAAUUGUUACAUAUCCGAUGUGACUGAACCACAUGAACGUAUAUAUUCAUUAGGUAUAAGUAUGGCAUCGGUGUUCUUGGGUGUAAGUAUUGGUCCAUUAGUUGGGAACCUUAUAGUAUCAUUGAAUUCAAGUGCAGCACCUAAAGAUAUUCAAAUGGCGGUUGAUAUUCCUCGGUCAGAUUUUGCUCCACUCAAGUUUGAAUUGUUUAUUUUUACAAUCGUAGUAUUUUUAACUGUGUUUGUAUUACCAGAAUCUAGGUCAGAAAAAGCUAGAAAGAAAUCAAGAUCAAUGUCGGUUUCACUGAGUACUGAACUAAAUCUCCAACAGGAAUUGGAACAACCAAAUUGGUUCAUCAAGUUCACUCGAAUGAUUAACUUUUUGAAACCUUUAAAAUUAUUAACUUUACCAUCGGAAAUAGUACUUCCUCAAAACAAGCAUCGUAUCAACAAAGAUAGGACAGCACUUAUCAUAUUAGUACUCAUUGAUUGUAUGUUAGCUUCCCUUGCUAUGUCAUUUGGUGAGAUUGGUAUUCUUUAUGGGAUGUAUAACUUCAAUUGGAACCAGCAGGAUAUUGGUCAUUUCUUAGCAAUUGGAUGUGCCAGUCGGGCUACCGUAUUAAUUGUAUUGUCACCUAUCAUAAACCACAAGAUUUUCCAAAAAGGAUUCGGAUUCAAAGUGUUUAAGAAACAAUUUGAUAUGAUUGAUUUCUCAAUGAUAUUGACCGGAUUGGUAUUUGAAAGUACCGGGUUUAUAGGGUACUCAAUGUCUAAAAGCAGUGUACAUUUCUUUGUAUUCUGUGUGGUUUGUGGGUUCGGAACAUUGAUUAGUCCAGCUAUUAAUUCAUCAAUUGUGAAGUUUUAUCCAGAAUCAAAAACUGGGGAAUUGUUUGGUGCAUUGGCAUUGAUAAAGAAUCUUUUCGGUUUGGUUAUGCCAGUGCUCUUUUUGACUAUGUAUAAGUAUAGUUUGUCUAGAUGGCACAGGGCCAACCUUGUUUUUAUAAUUGCUGGAGGGUUAAUGAUGUUAUGUGGAUUUGCUUUGCUUAUUGCGAAGAGAAUCAUGAACCUUGAUAGAAAAUCACUCCCCACUGUUUUGAAAAGAAGUAACUCAGAAUCAUCUAUGGUGUCAGGAUUAUCAUCAGAGGAAGAUGCAAUUAGCCUCGCCAAUCAGAAUGAAGAAUUGUUCUCAUCCAAGAAUCCAAUCUCGGAGUUACAUAGAAAGAGCAGCUUUGUAUAUAAAGAAAGGGCUGGGCCCAUUAUAAGUAAUUAA
Molecule: messenger RNA, 1908 nt
Organism: Hemisphaericaspora subhashii
Lineage: Eukaryota; Fungi; Ascomycota; Pichiomycetes; Serinales; Debaryomycetaceae
Exons: 1
Coding region: 1-1908 (635 amino acids)
Biological process (GO): transmembrane transport
Cellular component (GO): membrane
Molecular function (GO): transmembrane transporter activity
Source: RefSeq, a predicted model, not a curated record